Messenger RNA from Theobroma cacao (cacao), 717 nucleotides. RefSeq names its product cAMP-regulated phosphoprotein 19-related protein. NCBI's taxonomy places the organism in Eukaryota, Viridiplantae, Streptophyta, Magnoliopsida, Malvales, Malvaceae. The record is from RefSeq and is a predicted model, not a curated record.
UAUACACUUGCUUCGUACAACAUAUUCUUAUCUCACCCCCUCACUCAACACAUCCUUUCUCUCUCUCUUUCUUUUUCUCUCGUCUAUCCCUUCCCGUUCUCUCUGUGCAUCUCUUCCUUUUCCCUUGUGCAAGGGGAGAACUUAGAAGGAAAAUGGCAGACUGCAAACAUGGUGAAGACUUCUAUGCCUCCCAAGACCAUGAAGGAACAACCACGGCCAAAAAAUACGGAGGACUAGUGCCGAAGAAGAAGCCCUUAAUCUCAAAGGACCAUGAACGUGCCUUCUUUGAUUCAGCAGACUGGGCAUUAUGUAAGCAAGGUGCAGGAGCUAAUCAGAAAUCGACAGUGGCAAUAGAGACUUUGAGACCAAAACUGCAGAGAACUCCGCACCAACAGUUACCCCCGAGAAGACCUGCUUGUACAUCUGGUCGAGAGAAUAUUGGCCAGUAGAUCCCAUCAGGUGGUCGGAGGAGGAAGUGGGAAUUACAUCAGGUGGUCGGAGGAGGAAGUGGGAAUUGAUCAAUGUUUAUAACAUUUUUAUGGGGAUGGAAAUUGAAUUUACGUUGCAAUGGGCACUUGAAUUAGUUUAUCUUUUUAAUAAAAAGGGAGAGAGUCUUCAUUGUUGAAAAAAAGAGAAAUGCUAUGUUCUGUAAUUAGACAAUUAAUGGUUGGGCAUUCGAUUAAUUCAGUUAAUUCAGUUUAGAGUUUUCUUCCUUAA